Molecule: messenger RNA, 995 nt
Organism: Pipistrellus kuhlii (Kuhl's pipistrelle)
Lineage: Eukaryota; Metazoa; Chordata; Mammalia; Chiroptera; Vespertilionidae
Gene: TMEM74B
Product: transmembrane protein 74B
Exons: 2
Coding region: 260-958 (232 amino acids)
Source: RefSeq, a predicted model, not a curated record
AGAAGGAUGGCGCUAUGUCCCCCUCUCCGCACCCCCAUCUGUCUCCGGCCUCCCCAUCGUUCCCCACGCUAACUCCCCGGGCGCCUUCGCCGGCCGCGGGCGGAGCUCGAUCCGCUGCGCUCGGCGAUCCCCGGCUCCUUCCCCUCCCCGCGUCCCUCCUCCCCGGAGCCCCCCGCGGCCGCCGCCGCCGCCGCCGAGCAGCCCAGCGGCGCGAGCAGCUGCCAAGGGGCCAAGGGAUGAGCUGGGGCCCUCCUUCCCAAUGGCAUCGCCCCCUGGUCUGGAACUGAAGACACUGAGCAGUGGUCCCCAGACCCCAAGGAGACCAGCUCCUCCAGGCCUCGUGGCCCCAUCCAGGUGGGGUGUGGAGAACGCCUGCUUCUCCUCGGAGGAGCAGGAGACCCAUUUCCAGAACGCUGGGGACAUCAGGCUCGGCAGCUCCCCCAGCCCUCCGGGCGGCGUACCCUCCAGGCCCCGGUCCCAGCGGGAUGACCUGUCCCUGCAUUCGGAAGAAGGGCCCGGCCUGGAGCCCGUCAGCCGCCCCGUGGAUUAUGGCUUUGCUUCUGCUCUGGUUUUCCUGGUGAGUGGGAUCCUCCUGGUGGUGACGGCGUACGCCAUUCCCCGCGAGGCCCACGUCAACCCGGACUCGGUGACGGCGCGGGAGAUGGAGCGGCUGGAGAUGUACUACGCCCGCCUGGGCUCCCACCUGGACAAGUGCAUCAUCGCGGGCCUGGGGCUGCUCACGGUGGGCGGCAUGCUCUUGUCCGUGCUGCUGAUGAUCUCCCUGUGCAAGGGCGAGCUCUACCGCCGGCCGACCUUCGUCCCCUACCGGGGCUCCAGGAAGACCUAUGGCUCCAUUAACCUGCGCAUGCGACAGCUCAGCGGGGACGGGGGCCAGGGCCUGGUGGAGAACGAAGUGGUCCAGGUCUCAGAGGCCAGCCUCACCCUCCAGGGGUCUUAAUCAGGAGCUCUCCUGAUUUGGAACCUGAGGCUACAAG